AUGAAGUUCUUAACAGUUCUUGCGCUGAUCGUUCUCUGCGCAGCUGCGGCUCAAGCUGGCUCGAGUCGUCCGCAGCUGGUGCGUCUGCAUCAGGUGACCCGGCGGGAGUACAACGAGCUGCUCCGGCUCGCCCAGGGCAAGGAGGAGGUAUCGGAGGCCCGUUUGCUCAGCAGCUCGAUUGCUGGCAUCAAGGGAUUGGCGUCUGGCUUCGCCGCUGGCAACUUCAUUCCCGCUAUCUUCAGUUCCGGUUCCAGGGAUCAGCCCAAGAAGGGACGUCCACUCUGCGUGAUCUCCACCAAUGACCUGGACCAGGAUCAGGACCGGCGCUUGGGUCGUGUGGUGAGCAUUGAGUAUGAGCCCAACUCCGACUCCAGCUCCAGCUCCAGCUCCGGAUCGGGAUCAAGCAGUGGAAGUGGCAGUGGAAGUGGUCAUGGAAGCAGUGGUCAUGGCAGUGGUCAUGGCAGUGGUAGUGGAAGUGGCAGCGAUGACGACGACGAUGAUGUGACCACUGUCAACUGCAUCCUUGUGGUCAACGGCACCGACACCACCACAACCACCACCACCACCACAACUACGCCAAAACCAGGACACGGACAUGGACAUGGGCACGGACAUGGUAGCGGACACGGUAGCGCACCAGGUGGCUAUUACCCACCUCCUCCUCCGUACUAUUCUCCCUACUAUGGCUACCCACCGUACUACCCACCCUACCCCUACCCAGCACCACCACCACCACCAACACACAAGCCAUCGCAUUCCAGCGGAGACAAGCGAUCGGUGGAUGACGAGGAGGAGGCGGGUCGUCUGAUCGAUGCCUACAACGGAUUCUACUACCAGCCAGAGGGCUUCAACCCGCGGAGUGGCAAGUAUUCGAAGGUCAGCCAGGAUACGUCGGCCUAUCAGCCAGCCAGCUAUCCGCAGCAGGAGUAUGCCAACACCUAUCCCAAAGUGGUGCGCAACUACGGACUGACCCAUCCUGCUCCUGUCUACGUGCGAUCGCCACAAUUCGAUCAGGAACAUUAG
Drosophila teissieri is the source of this 1023-nucleotide messenger RNA. Its product is annotated as probable ATP-dependent RNA helicase ddx17. The coding region runs from base 1 to 1023 and encodes 340 amino acids. The transcript is spliced from 2 exons. The record is from RefSeq and is a predicted model, not a curated record. Lineage: Eukaryota; Metazoa; Arthropoda; Insecta; Diptera; Drosophilidae.